UAUGUUCGUUGACAAAAAAGUUAUAUUUAAAACCGAUUAAAAAAAUGAUAGAGCCAAUAUUAACGGAAGAGGAAUUAACGCAAAAACACAAAAAGGAACGAAAGGAGUUGCAAGCGCAGAUACAAACUUUGAAAAAGUCUAUUUGCAAAGGUGACAAGAAGAAGAAGAAAGAGAUUGCGGAAGAGAUAAGUCACUUAGAAGAAAGCUUAGAGAAACGGCAAACGGAAGAAUUAAAUGCAUGGAAAUUAGCACAUGUAACUCUGAACGAUGAAGAGACUGAGUCUACACAAGUGAGCGAAGAAGUUGAUAAGGGCAACAAUAGCUUGGAACAGUCGACGCACAGAAUUUCCAAGGCACAGAAGAGAAGAGAAAAAAAGGCAAAUGCAGAGAAAGAACGUAAUCAAAGAAUCAUCGAGCAGGAGGCGCUCAACAUCUUUGGCAAGAGAAAUGUCGAAAUGGAAGCCAUAAAGGAAAUUCUUUCCAAGCGAGACUUGAUGAUCUACGAAAUCCCUAGUGAUGGUCACUGUUUAUAUAAUGCAGUGGCACAUCAACUCAAGAUAAAUGGGGAAACACCUCUGAGUUUAGAUGAUCUUAGAACAAAGACUGCUGAUUAUUUGAGAGAAAACAUGAACGAUUUUCUACCAUUUCUUUCAAACCCAGAUUCUGAAAAUUUAUUGACACCCGAAGAAUAUGAAAAAUAUUGCAACGAUGUAGCUGAAACAAGCGCUUGGGGUGGCGCCGUUGAGCUGCAAGUAUUGUCACGUAUUUUGAAGUGCCCAAUCGAAGUCAUACAAGCUACAGGAGCUCCCUACAUUGUCGGAGAUGAUUAUAGCAAUGGUAAAAAGGUAAUGUUGACUUAUCAUCGUCACAUGUACGAGUUGGGCGCCCAUUAUAAUUCCGUUACCAAAUGCGUUCAGGACGAAGAGAGCUGAUGAAAAUUUGCUCUAGGUCUCUAUAUUUGUGUCUUACAACUGUCUUCAAAUUUUAUUAUCAAACGAUUGAAUUAAUCGUGUAUCUCGAUUCACGAGUGUGUGCUUUUACCAGUCAAUAAAUUAAUUUGUCCUAUAGGGAAAAUAACUAUAAAUUUUUAGACGGUAUAAAAUAUUUUUAUCAAUAUAUAAAAUACUAAAAAUGCUGCCAGCAGAGAAUAUUCAAUCUUCCAACGAGAAUCACAUUUUUAAACUUUACAAUUAUUGCGCGAGUGAUUAUUAAUCACAUUAAAGUUUAUAAGAGAGAAAUUCUUCUAAUGUGUAUAGUGACUAUUAAAGGAUUAAACGUAGAAAAUAUAUUACAAAUCUUAUUAUAAAAGCAAAAGUUAUAUUCCAGAUUAAAUUUGCACUGAAAAAUAUUAGUAUUCAGAAUAACUAGAUUUAGUCUUUAUAGUCACACAUACACACAUUGUAGGAAUUUUUUUUCUACAGUCAUUAGUUAAAUGCAAGAUACAUAUCAAUGAAUCAUGAGUAAAAAGUAUUUCCUUGAUCAUUUAACUCAGUUUAAAUUUUUGAUCUGCACAUUUAAGCUAAAUAUGACUGCCAAAUUCUAUAAGAAAUAUCACACAGUAGAUUCCUUAUAUAAUAUAGUUCUUAUAAAAUCAUAUAUAUUUGCAUCAUGUAUUAAUCUUGUAUGUGACUCUUCUAUUAGAUAAAUGAGCUUUAACAGUUACAUUUGGUAUUAAAUGUGCUAUGAAAAUUAGAUAAUAAACUUUUUAAAAUUCUUUAGAUUCGACUGAAUUAUAACUAAAAUAUUUCAGUACAGUUUUGAUGUACAAAACUGAUUUAAAGUUCCUGUGUUCUUAGCAAUUAAAUUUAUAUAGAAUAAUUAUAUAUUUUUCAUAUGUGUGGAUGUCAGACAAUAUAAAAACAUGCUGCCAGCAAAUAUUAUGCAAAUAUUUAUUAAGAUUCAAUGUUCUUCAGUUUCUAAAAGGAUAAUAAAGUAUGUGUCGCUCUUUUUUAUCGCGCAUACUAUUCGUGUUCAUUGCAGUAGCUGUCGCGAAAUAUCGAGCGGCUAUCAAAUCUACGUCUAUAAAGAAGGAAAUUUUACGUUCAGUCGACUUGAAAUAGUAUAAAA
Messenger RNA from Nylanderia fulva, 2067 nucleotides. Its product is annotated as deubiquitinase OTUD6B. Gene Ontology annotation, molecular function: cysteine-type deubiquitinase activity. Gene Ontology annotation, biological process: protein deubiquitination. The record is from RefSeq and is a predicted model, not a curated record. Lineage: Eukaryota; Metazoa; Arthropoda; Insecta; Hymenoptera; Formicidae.